GGCUCCAGAUUCACCACACGGACUGGAAGGGCUAUGAAAGUGAGGAAGGCUUGAUGUAGGGGUUUUUAAAGAAGGCUCGAGAAGUGUUUUAUUAUUUUUUUAAAGGUGGCAAACCAAAGAUUAACAGAAUACACAGCUAAAAUGCUCUGCCACGUUACUCGUCCGGAUUCAGUGGUGAUGGAAGUGGAAGUUGAUGCGAAGGCGAACGGUGAAGACUGUCUGAAUAAGGUUUGCAGAAAGUUGGGCAUAAUUGAAGUAGACUACUUUGGGCUGCAGUUCACGGGCAGCAAAGGAGAGAACCUGUGGCUGAAUCUGAGGAAUCGCAUCUGUCAGCAGAUGGAUAACGUGACGCCGUGUCGACUGAGGCUGAGGGUCAAGUUCUUUGUGGAGCCCCAUCUCAUUCUGCAGGAACAGACGAGACACGUGUUCUUCAUGCACGUGAAGGAGGACCUCCAUAACGGGCACCUACGGAUGGGCUCGGAACAAGCCGAGGAGCUGAGCUCGCUCCUGGCACAGGCAGAGUUUGGGGACUACAACCAAAACACAGCAAAGUACUGGUACUCCGAGCUGUGUGGAGAGGAUCCCAGCACGGCCACCAUGAACAGCAUCAUUUCCAGACACAAGGCUCUGGAGGGUUUGGGCCCGGGCUCUGUGGAGUACCAGGCCCUGCAGCUGGUCUCCUCUCUGGAGCAUUACGGCGUGGAGUGGCACUGGGCGCGCGACGCAAACGGCCAGCGGCUCGCCAUUGGAGUCGGCCCUGAAGGCAUCGCCAUUUGCAAGGAAGACUUCAGUUUAGUCAACAGAAUAAGCUAUCCAAUCAUCCAGAUUGCAACCCAGUCGGGGAAGAGUGUGUACUUGACAGUAACCAAGGACACAAAUGACAGCGUGGUGCUUUUGUUCAAGCUGAUCAGUAACCGGGCAGCCAGCGGUCUGUACCGAGCCAUUACAGAGACACACGCCUUCUACAGGUGUGACACAGUAACCAACGCAGUGAUGAUGCAGUACAGCAGAGACUUUAAGGGCCACCUAGCUUCCCUUUUCCUCAACGAGAACAUCAACCUUGGCAAGAAGUACGUCUUCGACAUCCGACGCACCUCCAAGGAAGUGUACGACCAAGCCCGCCGCGCCCUCUACAAUUCGGGGGUCGCUGACCUGGGCUCUAGCAGCGGCGAGCGCUCCUCUCCUUCGCGCUCCCCCAGCCGAGACGACCCCCAGGACGAGGGGCUGGACUGCGGCAGCUGCCAGCAGAGCAGAGCGCUGCAGGAGCGGCUGCAGAAGCUCCGGGAGGCUCUGCUGUGCGUGCUCUGCUGCGAGGAGGAGAUCGACGCUGCGUUCUGCCCCUGCGGACACAUGGUGUGCUGCCAGACCUGCGCAAACCAGCUGCAGCUGUGUCCCGUGUGUCGGUCGGAGGUGGAGCACGUGCAGCAUGUCUACCUGCCCACCUGCACCAGCCUGCUGAACCUGACGCUGACCGACAACCACCAGCACCGCAGCCCCCCCGCACCCAUCCACAGAGAACUGGCUUCUCCGCACAGCUGCUCUGCAACAGAGUACGAGCACAAGAUCUACCACACAUAGAGACAACUCCACCAAACUCAAUUACGAACGCUUUGAAGCAAAACCAGCCAGAUUGAGGUUUCACGAAAGAAGAAACAUUCCUCGUCCAUCUGUGUUUCCUGCCCAGAAUCCAAGAACUACCAAACAUUCAGAAGCUCGUGAGCAUAUUCAAAGAUGGACACACUCAAACCACUCCCUCAACUAGUGUGUGCGUGUGUUUUAUUGUCAUUUCCCUUUGGAUUGUCACUUUGUCUUGUUGGUUCUUUGUAUUUGUUUGCAUGUCAUCUGUCCAAAUCUUAUUUUAAGACGGCCCCUGCCACAAGAUGAUUUUAGAUUAGGCUCUUAUUGUCCUUUAAGUUAUUGCAUCAGUUGACCUGGUACAGAAUUGUUUUAUUCAUUUGUUUUUUCUUCGUUCCAUUUCAGACUCCUAGCCCCAGAACCAUAUCGUAAAAGUAUGUGCUUAGAAAUGCACAUUACCCAUCUUUAUUUUAACGAUUUGACAUUUUAAAGCUUCCGUUUUUGGAUUUGAGAACUAUAUUUUAUGUAUAGUGAAAUCUGUUUUUAAUCCAUAUUUAAUUUCUUGUUCUUCAUGUUCUCUAUGCCAAUUAGGGGGUCUUUGGAGGCUAAGCAGCUGCUCAGGGUGUAUCGCUGCAUACUAAUCGGGUGCUAAGGCCACCAUGGUCCAGUUUUAUGUGAUCUCUGGAUUAAAUGCGGUUCUUUUAGCAAACUAGAAAUGUGACCUUGAGUGUGAAAUGCAGUAUCUUACUUUCACAAAGGAUGUUGGAUUUUUCCAACAGCAGCUGCUUCCUCUAAAAACCUCAGCUAUACAUUUCUUUCUCAAGGGUGUACUAUUGAGUUCCUGUCUCGAUAUUUUUUAAAAGGGUACUAGGAGAUCUGUCUGUGCAAUACUUGCUUGAUUUUUGAAAAGCUUUUCAGUUUUAUUUAAUUUCAAAAGACUAUUUAAGAAAAAAAAAACAUUGUCACUUUACCAAGGAUGUUUGUAGAGGGAUUGGCCUUAAUGUAGCAGUGACAUCGUGUUUAUUAUAAACUUUCCACAGACUUUUUUUCUGGUAAGAAAAGGAAAACUUUUAUUUCUUUGACGCUGACUCGAUUAAGCUCAGUCACUGCAGGGGAAGGACUUUUAUGUUUCACAUUGUGCAAGUAGCGAUUUGUUUCUGUUUUCUGAAGCAAAAGCCACCAGAAAUAAAUCCUUUUUAUAUAUUCAGUUUUUUUUAACGAGAAAGUAUUAAUAAAGUUUUUAAAAAACAAA
This is a messenger RNA of Gymnodraco acuticeps, 2827 nucleotides long. It is a transcript of the gene mylipa, whose product is annotated as myosin regulatory light chain interacting protein a. The record is from RefSeq and is a predicted model, not a curated record. Gene Ontology annotation, cellular component: cytoskeleton. The transcript has 7 exons. Lineage: Eukaryota; Metazoa; Chordata; Actinopteri; Perciformes; Bathydraconidae. Gene Ontology annotation, biological process: ubiquitin-dependent protein catabolic process. Bases 142 to 1578 code for a protein of 478 amino acids. Gene Ontology annotation, molecular function: ubiquitin-protein transferase activity.